GACUUUCGCCUGCAUAAGACCUCUACAUAAAGGACUUACUAUCACCAUUUUUUCUAAGUGAGAGCUAGUAGCAACACAUCUUGUUCAAACAGACAGGAUGGCCUCCUCCUCUUCGUCCGGCACUUGGCGUGGGCCGCAGAAGUCACACACACCACCCUCACGAACUUCAGCACCGUCGCAAUUGUCGAUCAUCCCUUCACGGGAUAAGAGCACGGAUGACAAACUACUUAAGGGUAGGUUAAAGGUGCUUUUCUUACCGCUUUCUAUGCCCCUCUCCCUUAGGAUGAGAAAGGCAUAAAAAGCGGGGUAAGCAAUCACCAAAAACCUACCUCUAAACUGCGGGUGAUGUCCGACACUUACUGCAAAUCCAGUGUGCUGGAAGAACUCACGUUCCACGACUCUUCUGAGCACUUCUUCUAUCCGGAAGCGGAUGCUGGAGUCGAUAAUUCGACGUCGGAGAAAGAAGAUGUUGGCGGAAUAACGUUUGGCAGUGUUGGUGGGGAUAGUUGUGUUUCGAGUAUGGGAGCGAAGACGGGACAAUCUGCUUCUUGGAGAGAAGUUGUGGAGGUAGGUGGUGGUAGUGGAGGGCAGGGUGGUGGUAAUUCUGGUGCUCUUGUUUACCAAGGACAUCACUUGGGCAGGAUACCGACUACAACGUCUAUUAACAAUCAUGACAGGAAGGACAAUGAUGUUGGCGCGUCACCGUCAGAAAAACAAGACCAAAAUGCCGGAGGCGGCUCUCUUUUAUGGAUGAUGUUUUUCCAUCUUUCAGACCAUCGACGCUGCACCUUUCCCGCUUAAGACUGUAAAUAGGUUAAGGGGGGCCUCGAUGGUCUGGCUGGAUGGAGUAUGGACGCCAUUCAUAUCUUUCAGCCAAAGAUGUCGCAUCACCAGCGAAUCUUCACUUCCUCAGAAGUGCUUUCCGAAUGAGCCGAUCUUUUUCCUUCAGCACGGGUCGUGGCAGUCCGUUUUUCUGGCGUGAGCACCUUGUUCUGGGAGUCGCAGCCGUCUUCGUGGGUGGGCUGUUCCACUUGACGCCUUUUUUCGUACUCCUCUUCUACCUCCAGCGAGAUCUGGAGAAGAAAUAUCGUGCAGACGUAGGCGAAUUUGAUGGGGCAGUAGUAUCUUCGGAUGAUGCGGACGAGGACUAUAAUUACCAGGGUUCUUGUUCUGCUGGGAGUGGUGCUGGUGCUGGUGCUGCUGCUGCUGCUGGUGCAGACCACAUGAACUACAACAAUGAUCAAAGUCUAGUAAAAACAUCUCCUCUGCACAAUUUGGUGCAAAAUCAUAGACCCACGAUAGUGAAUGCCUAUACGGUGGUAACAGAUGAGCGGAUGAACGCGGUUUCUAGCUCCUCUACUAGGGCAGAAAACUACAGAGUCAGUAGUCCAUCAGGAGCUAGAAACGUCACAAGUACUACUACUAAGACCCUGAAAUUUGCCGAGAUAGGAGAAACAACAGAUGUCGAAGUUGAUUUGGAUUUGCAAGAUCCUUUGAAGCACCAUCAACAGAGGUACCAAGCGGCAUCUCCCCAGUAUCCUCAGGCAUCUCCACAGUAUCCUCAGGCAUCUCCACAGUAUCCACAGGCAUCUCCACAGUAUCCACAGGCAUCUCCACAGCAGUCAUCGCUUAGUCUUAGGCCAACAUCCCCAGAUUUCUUAUCAGCAACCUCAUCAAAGUUGUCUGCUUCCCAAGUGGUCCUACAACAACACGGUGGGGCGGUUGGUCUUCCUUUGUCGAUUAAACAGCCUCUAGGAGUUGGUCCACGCGCAGCAUUGGGUGGAGGCUCAAUGUCCUUCAUGCGUGGCGUUUCAGGGGAUUUUUCCGACGCCUCUUACAAUCCUGAUAGCCCAGUGUUGAGGCGGAAACGACGAGUCCUGUUGAGAACCUGGAACGCUUUGCUGUGUAUGUCGGUUUUGCAUGGUUUAGCAAUAUUCGCUUAUGCGGUUUUGGUGAUGAUGGGGAGUCAACGAACGGCGUCAGAAGCAGCUUUUCCUUUGGUUGUGCGGUCGUUGAACGGUGGACACUUUGCAGGAGAGAAGGGGAUGACGUUGGGAAGUGUUAUGAAGAGAACAAGGGAGUUUACAAACAUUUGCUUCUUGAAAUAGAAGCUGCUCCUCAAAACAUACAGAGUCGUCUAGGAACCACAACCUCCUAGACCGCCUCCUCUAAUCCUAGGACCCAUGCCUCUACAAUAGUAGAAGCCGCAAACGGACAAACACCAUUGUCGGUUGAAUACGGCUUUUUUGAUGAGCGAUGGUGGGCACCAGAAGCACAGUCGAGUUUUGGCUUCGACAAGCGAGGAGGAAAUUUGUAUUUUCCGUGUGCUGGUAGUGCGGGGAAUAGCGGAGAAAACUGUUGCCUAGCGAGCUCUUUCUCCGCAGCGUCGUCGCCUGUCCGAGUAGAGCCAUGCGCAUCAGGGAAUCAAGACCAGCUGUGGGGAUUCAUAGACGGCGCAAAAGCCUUCUUUCGCUUGGACUUUUCGGGUGUCAAUGGCGGAGUCAUUUCCGACGGAGCUUAUCUAGCUCUGGCUGCAGAUGGUGCAGGCUCGUCACCGCGGCUGCUGUUAGCUGAUACGGGCAAUACUCAGCGAAUAGGAGUGGUGGGAGCGGAGGUAGUCUUCGUACUAGAAUAAUAGAAGAAAGCAAAGAACAACCUUUUUUCCCUGCUGUAUGCGUUGUUUCAUUUGCAGCGCAUAUUUUUUCAUGCAUACUCGGUCGACAAGCAAACACUCUUCUCCACCAUCAUCACUCAGAUCUCUUCCUCCACCGACCCCGCCGCUAUCGGGUUCGGCCUCUACCUGUUAUGCUCUGCUAGCGCUGCACUAGCCUUUGCAUGGCGAUUAUUGGCGCAGAAAAACACUCUACGAGGCUGGUUCCGAGAGCGUGGUGCCGGCAGUCCUCUGCGGUCUAGACGUACGUGGAGACAAGACCGGAUUUUGAAGAAGGUCACUACUCCAGCUUGGCGUGGAGGGAUCGGGUUCGGCUUCAAGCAACACCAGCAGAUUCGAGGUGGCGGUGGGUUUAGUAAAAUCUAG
Amoebophrya sp. A25 is the source of this 3037-nucleotide messenger RNA. The record is from the annotation of a GenBank genome assembly. Lineage: Eukaryota; Dinophyceae; Syndiniales; Amoebophryaceae.